Messenger RNA from Solanum tuberosum (potato), 1365 nucleotides. RefSeq lists its product as uncharacterized. Bases 1 to 1365 code for a protein of 454 amino acids. The record is from RefSeq and is a predicted model, not a curated record. Lineage: Eukaryota; Viridiplantae; Streptophyta; Magnoliopsida; Solanales; Solanaceae. The transcript is spliced from 5 exons.
AUGAAGGAUGAAAUAAAUACGCAUAAGCAGCUACCAGGAGAAGCAAUGCAUGACACCUGGUGGAGAUUCAACCAAAAGCUGAAGAAAUGCCCUAACCAUGAUCUCACUCAGAGGCAUCUGAAACAAGAUUUUUAUAGAUCUUUAAACUAUGUCACUAAACCUAUUGUUGAUGUAGUGUGUGGAGGAUCAUUCAUGAGGAAGACAUUCUCGGAGAGCAUGCAACUGUUAGAUGAGGUGUCAAAGAACAACAGGGCAUGGUACACUAGAGUUGCAGAGGAAGAGAGAAGAAGAAAGGGAUCAGUACAUGGCACACAUGAGGACCCAAUAGAUCUACUCACAAAGCAUAUUGUCGCCAAGUCUAUAAAGGUAAAUGCCGUGGGACAGCAAAACAUGUAUGAAGAUCAGGACAUCGAUCUAGAUGAGGAAGCUAACUACCUGGGUAACCAAGGAGGUUUUCGAAAUUAUAACUUUAGAAAUCAGGUUUACAAUUUUGGAAAUGCAGGUCGAAACUAUGCAAGGGAAGGACAAUAUGAUAGGCCAGCAAAUAUAGAGCAGGGAAAUUGGCAGAACAGAGAUGGAAAGCAACUCUUGUUGUGGCUGAUUCUUGGACUCUUCUUGACCUUAUUUGCACGAAAUUGGACCUUAAAAAUCCUCAUCUUGGGCUUGAAUUUGGGCCACCAAAUAAUUGUAGCAUUUGGACAAUUCCUCUCCCUUGGGCUUGAGCUCUUCUUCCCCAAUAAGACACCUUUGGAUAAGCGAUUGAAGCCCAUUGAGCUUAUCAUUGAACUCCUUGGUAAUAGAGAUCGGGCAAGUGGUAGUUUCAGUGUGUCUAAGCUGGAAGACAUGAUGGCCAAGGUACAUGUAUUGGAGCAAGCUGGCAGAAAGGAGGAUGAAGUUGUACAGGUAGAGGACUUGGAGGAUACGCAGCCAAUAGCACAACCUGCGAGAGGAAAAAAGAAUGAGGUCGAGGGAAACAUCCCUUUACAGCAGAUUCCCAGACCACCUCCUAUUUUCCCUCAAAGGCUCAAACAGAAAGUUGAAUAUGGGAAGUUUGCAAAGUUCAUCACCAUGUUGAGGCAGCUUUCAGUUAACAUACCACUAGUGGAAGCUCUUGAGAAGAUGCCAGGAUAUGCCAAGUUCAUGAAAGACUUGGUUACAAAGAAGAGAGUUGUAAGUAUUGAUUUAACUAACGAUGGUUAUCAUUACAGUGCCAUUGCUACCAGAUCUCUGGUUCAGAAAAAGGAAGAUCCAGGUGCAUUCACUAUACCAUGCACCAUUGGAUCAAUCAAAUUUGCAAACUUUUUGUGUGAUCUAGGAGCCAGUAUUAACUUGAUGCCGUUAGCCAUCUAUAAGAAAUUGGGGUAG